Paramecium octaurelia is the source of this 594-nucleotide messenger RNA. The record is from the annotation of a GenBank genome assembly. Lineage: Eukaryota; Ciliophora; Oligohymenophorea; Peniculida; Parameciidae.
AUGUCUGACAUAAGAAUUUUAGAUCUAAUUAGAGUAAAUUCUUAUUCUGAAUUUUAAGUGGAGUAUGAUGCUUUGCUUCCCCCAAAUAUAAUUCAUUUUGACGAUUAAAAUCAAAGUCCAAUAUAUGUGGAUAGCAUUAACAUCGAAGAUGUAGGGAAAGACCUUUCUACUAAUAUAGUAAGCAAUCCCUCUCCCCCAAUUUGCAAGUAAAUAUAAAAACCUCAAUGUUUUAAUUCAACAAAUUAACGACUAGAAAAAUAUUAGUCAAAAUAAAGAAAGCAAUUUAAUGCGCAUCCUGGAGAAAGCAAAAACAUCCCAAAAAAUUUCACCAGAGCUUUAAAAAAUUUUAUAAUCAAUCACUUUGAUUCUAGUGUAUAAAAAAAUCCUGAAAUUAAGAAGUUCCUAGCUACUAGAUCAGCAAAGGCUUGUAAAUAAACCUUAGAGAAUGCUUUACACAGUUGUAAAUUACUCAACCAAAUUUCUUUGGUGUUCUUUGGAAACCUAAAAUGGGGAACAAUAUUUUUAGAAUAAAACAAAGUUGAUCUAGAAACAUAUAUCAGAUUCAACGAGGUCUGGUUUGAGUCAAUUAAUUGA